AAUGCGAUGCGGUCAACUUCCUCCUGGAGCCAAAGAAGGCGGAGUAUCGCUGGAAACAUUUGGACAAAAUCCCCCAGGGAUUGAUACAGAAUUAGGCUUUUUGUUUGGAAAGAGCUACUAUUUAGAAGGGUGUGGGCUGCCAAGGACAGAGUCGAGGGAAAACUCAGAGGAAGAAGGGGCUGAUGGGAAUGUUUCACCUGACACUACUCCUACUGUGGCCAUGGAGAUGACCCCAGACAAAGAGGAAUGUGGAUGAACUGUGCGCCAAGGUCCAACAUUUAGCCUGCAUAUCUUUUCACUGAGCCCAAAGAGCUUUGGUAAACAAAGAUACUCUGUACCCGUCCUCCAGCUAGAUUCUGCCAUACUAAUGUCCAGUCUGGUCUGGGUGUUCCUGGCCCUGAUUGGGCCAGGCUCUUCAGAUGCCCACAGUCUAUUCACCUGUGAACCAAUCAAAGUGCACCGAUGCCCGGGGAUGCCCUACAAUAUGACCUUCUUUCCCAACAUGAUGGAACACUAUGACCAGGACACAGCCGCCAGGAAAAUGGAGCCCUUCAUGCCCCUGGUCAACCUGAAAUGCUCUCCAGAUGUGCAUCACUUCCUGUGCCAGGCCUUCAUUCCGGCGUGCACUGAGGAGACCAAGGUCAUCCGACCCUGCCGCGACCUCUGUGAGACAGUCCGCCACGACUGCAGGAAGGACAUCGCCACCUUUGGUGUCAGCUGGCCCCCAGAGCUGCAGUGUGACAGGCUGGAGCCGUGCAGCUCAGAUGGCUCCCCCCUGCCCCAGACCACACCCCAGAGCUCCACUUCAGCCAAGAGGGACCUGGGCUUCUGGUGCCCCCUCCAGCUAAAGACCCGUUCCGGCCAGGGCUCGUCCUUCCUGGGCGCCCCGGACUGCGCCCCGCCCUGCUCCAACAUGUUCUUCAAACCCCACGAGAUCCAAUUCGCCAAGACCUUCAUCGGCGUGUGCUCCAUCGUGUGCCUGGGCGCCACGCUCUUCACCUUCCUCACCUUCCUCAUCGACGUCAAGCGCUUCCGCUACCCGGAGAGACCCAUCAUCUUCUACGCCGUGUGCUACAGCGUGGUGUCCCUCAUCUACUUCCUGGGCUUCCUGCUGGGCAACAACGCUUCCUGCAACGCGGCCGACGCCACCGUAGUGCUGGGCUCCCAGAGCAAAGGCUGCACCCUCCUCUUCAUGAUGCUCUACUUCUUCUCCACGGCCGGCACCGUGUGGUGGGUCAUCCUCACCAUCACCUGGUUCCUGGCCGCCGGGCCCAAGUGGAGCUGCGAGGCCAUCGAGAAGAAGGCGGUGUGGUUCCACACGGUCGCCUGGGGGGUCCCGGGGGCGCUGACCAUCCUGCUGCUGGCGCUCAACAAGGUGGAGGGCGACAACAUCAGCGGCGUGUGCUUCGUCGGGCUGUACGACCUGACGGCGCUGCGCUACUUUGUGCUGGCGCCGCUGUGCCUGGGCGUGGUGGUGGGCCUGUCCCUCCUCCUGGCCGGCAUCGUGUCGCUCAACCACGUGCGCCAGGUGAUCCAGCACGACGAGCGCAACCAGGAGAAGCUGAAGAAGUUCAUGAUCCGCAUCGGCGUGUUCAGCGGCCUGUACCUGCUGCCCCUGGUCGCCCUGCUGGCGUGCUACGCCUACGAGCAGAGUCAGCGGAGCGCCUGGGAGAGCAGCUGGGUGAACGAGCACUGCCAGGAGUACAGCAUCCCCUGCUCGCACAAGCCCACGGAGGCCAACCGUCCGGACCUGUCCCUGUUCCUGGUCAAGUACCUGAUGACGCUGGUGGUGGGGAUCUCUGCCGUGUUCUGGGUCAGCAGCAAGAAGACCUGCUCCGAGUGGGCCUUCUUCUUCAACAGGACACGCAAGAAGGACCCUAUCACGGAGAGCCGCAGGGUCCUCCAGGAGUCCUGCGAGUUCUUCCUCAAACACAACAACCGUGUGCAGCACAAGAAGAAGCACUACAAGCCCAGCUCCCACAAGCUCAAGGUCAUCUCCAAGUCCAUGGGCACCAGCACGGGGGCCGGAGCCACCCCCGUCACCCCGACCGCCAAACCCAACCACGGCACAUCCGCCCUGGGCAACCACGAGCCCCGUCUCCAGGCCUCGCAGUCGGAGGCCCGGGCAUCUUCAGAGGCCUCGGGAAGGGAGCCUCUGGAGAGGCUGGGGUCUAGUCGCGCGUCCCGGAGGGGGGAGAGGGAGAGGGAGGCGGGCGCUCCCAGGGAGGGGGGAGAGAGGCGCAGUAAGACGGGCAGCUCCAGCAAGGUCAGCAGCCGAGCGGAGAGCUUCCAGCGGGUGACCGAGGGAAGAAUGACGCCCAAGAGUGACCUGUCCGAUGUGAGGCAGCUGCCCAUCGGACAGCAGCACGCAGCUUUGAACCAAUCACACAGCAGCAGCAUGAAGGGCUCCGCCCCUCACCUAAGGCAGGUUGUGGAGGGGAGCAAGGACAAGGACAGCAGCUGCUGAGCCCGACGCACAUCCCUUAAGUCAUCCAUUGGUCGAUCCUCCCCCCAGUCAUUCAUCCAGUUACCCAUCGCCACAGUCAUCCCUCUCUCUGCGGAGUAUCUCUGUAUCAUCCCAUCCAGCCACCAGAGGAAACGUAACAGCUCAUGAGCCCAGCGGACAACCACUCAUUUCUACAUCCAUCUAUCCAUCCGCCAGACUUUCAUACUACAGAUAAACCACUUCAUGUUCCAGACAUGCAUGCUCACUAUGUCCAUCUGACCCUCUGACUCAGCUUCUGUACUUUAACAGAGGUCAAAGGGCAGCACAGCCUGUCAGAACCAUAGUUACACUUCCUGUUGACCCUGAGGUGUAUGUCAGUAGAUCCACAUGGGAAGAUACAGUGGGCCAUUAGGGAGGGAGUAAUCUUUGUUACGGUAGCAUGGCUGUAUUGGAAGGCUGAUCCGGUUAGCGAAUAGAUCAUACACUGGGGAAUUUCAAUAUGUAAACUUUCUUUUAGGGUCAGUAUAGCAACAAUCUUUCACUGGACUACUAGUCUAUACACUGUGUAAACAUGCUUUGAUGGGGUAUGUAACCAUUUGAUGUGAAAAAGUUUUUGCCAAACAAUCACAAGCUAAAGAAAGUCUAACUGUGGUCAAGAGUUUUUUAUUUUAUUCCAGUCAUGUACUGUAAGGACACUACUGUAUGUUGUGAAUCAGUGAGAAUGUUUUUGUAAGUCUGAGCAAAACCCUGUUCAUCUGUAUGUUCAUUUAAACAUAAAUGACCAUUCACCCAAUGACAUCCCAAUGAAAUUCCUCUCACUUUGACAAUAUAUACUGUGUUUUAUAUCACAUUUGAUUUCCAAUACCAUGUUAUUGCAGAAAUAACAUUUUUUUACCAUAUGUAAAAAGUUUAUUACACCGAAUUUCAACCUAUUCCUAUUUAACCGUCUUAAAUUUCACGUCUUCCAUAUAUUGUCCAAAUGGUAUACAAUCUCUAAAGAGUACAAGCUUUAUCCAAUCUCUAGAGAAUGUGCCUUGAAUAACUCAAUCAUGUCCAGCUCUUCAAAGAGCAUGCAAGUGCAGUGAAUGUGUGACACAAUGGCUACAUGUGUGUGUUAAGCGAUCACAGGUGUU
Hypomesus transpacificus is the source of this 3579-nucleotide messenger RNA. RefSeq names its product frizzled class receptor 6 (gene fzd6). The record is from RefSeq and is a predicted model, not a curated record. Gene Ontology annotation, biological process: canonical Wnt signaling pathway; non-canonical Wnt signaling pathway. NCBI's taxonomy places the organism in Eukaryota, Metazoa, Chordata, Actinopteri, Osmeriformes, Osmeridae. Bases 368 to 2467 code for a protein of 699 amino acids. The transcript has 7 exons. Gene Ontology annotation, cellular component: plasma membrane. Gene Ontology annotation, molecular function: Wnt receptor activity; Wnt-protein binding.